Molecule: messenger RNA, 1054 nt
Organism: Gymnodraco acuticeps
Lineage: Eukaryota; Metazoa; Chordata; Actinopteri; Perciformes; Bathydraconidae
Exons: 6
Coding region: 233-1054 (273 amino acids)
Source: RefSeq, a predicted model, not a curated record
CCUCAGACAGCUGUUUGAAAAAUGUCCGGUGUGUAAGACAGACUGUGAUGUCCAAACAAGAAAAGUGGGGACCUAUGUGGCGUUCACACAGCGUUGUUCAAACUGCAGUUACUUCAGAAAAUGGGAGAGCCAGCCCGUCAUCGGAAGUACCCCGGUUGGCAAUUUACAAUUAUCCGCUGCUACAUACUUCACUGGGGGUUCCUUCUUCCAACUACGAAAGAUAUGCAGAGCCAUGCAGCUGGAGAUCAUCGGGUAUGGGACCUUCAGGAGGCAUGCUAAGAGUUACCUGGAGCCUGCUAUUAUCCACAAGUGGAACACUGAUCAGCAGCAGAAUUUCGAUAAUCUACAACAACAGGGGGGAAAGGUCGCAGUUGCAGGAGAUAUGAGAGCAGACUCUCCAGGACACUCGGCUAAGUUCGGGAGCUACACACUCAUGAACCUGGGAAGCAACACCAUUCUAGACUUCCAGCUUGUUCAGAGCAAUGAAGUAGGUGGUAGUUACCACAUGGAAAAGGAGGGACUCAAAAGAUGCCUAGAUCAUCUGGAGUCAAAGGAUUUGGCGGUUGAGUACAUUGUGACUGACCGUCAUCCGCAGAUCCAGAAGUACCUGAGGGAACGCAACAUCGAACAAUUCUAUGAUGUGUGGCACUUUGAAAAAGGUUUGUCCAAGAAACUUCUGAAACUUACACAGAACAAGGACUGUGACACGAAGUUGAAGAGGUGGCUGUGCAGCAUAAAAAACCAUGUCUACUGGAGUGCGACGAGCACAACCUCGGGGCCGGAGAAGGUGGCAAGGUGGACGUCACUGGUCAACCACCUACAAAACGUUCACGUGCAUGAUGACCCCCUGUUCCCCAAGUGCACACAUCCUGUAGGAGCCGCAAGCGAUGCAAAUAAACCUUACCUAAAAGGUGGCUCAAUAACACUCGCCAGAGUUGAAACGAUACUCACCAACAAGAGAGUUCUCAAAGAUGUGCUAAAGCUAAGCCAUCACUACCAGACCUCAUCCCUAGAGUCCUUCCACAACUUAAUUCUGCGUUUUACCCCAAAAUAG